CUUAGUUACUGUGUAUGACUUUGUGUUUGUGGUAACUAGUGACGACCCAACAAUUGCAGUUCUGUUAAAUACCCUGGCCAGCGUUGAACCGGCCUAUCGUGACACGGGGGGUGUGGGGCAGUCUGGUUCCAAAACGAAUGCUAUCGUUUUUUACCCGCUGCAAACUACGAAAACCCGGGCGCCCAGGCCAGUUUAAGAGAAUCCCCUCAUUCAGUGAAACAUGUUGUUUAGCAACAAACUACCUUCUUGACAAACAAGAUCAAACCAACUGAGGUAUAAAGAUUAAAUAGCUAACGUUAGCAUACAGCUAGCUAGUUGUUUUUCAUGAGAUAGCAGGAUAUUUCUUGCAGCUUUAGCUAAAUCACGUUUUCCCCAGAAAGAUCAAGUGGGCUGGGUGAGCUAGCUGACGUUAGCUUAUUCAAAACCAGAGAUAACCAAGGAAUGGCAGAUAAAGACUUCAGCACAACACUGGCUUACACCAAGAGCCCGAAGACGUCGAGGAGAACAACUUUUCAGGAUGAGCUGGAGGCAGCUGUUUCUGCUAGAGCAAGUAAAAAAAAGACUGACCAAUACUCCUACUCAGAUGACUUUGACGAAGAUGAUGUGUUGAAAGAACUUCUCAAUUCAAGAAAAAAGAGAAUCGAUACCUUCAAGGCGGGAAAGAAGAAAGCCAAGAUCAACGACUUCAACCUGUCGGAUGACGAGGAGGAAAGCGAAAGGCCGACGAGAGUGUCGUUCAUGAAGACGCGAAAGGCCACUUCCCCCUUACAAGAUUUGGCGACACCUGACCCACAUAAAAAUGAACAAACAGACGGCUUUAUUGGAGGUAGCAGCGACCAGAAGGAUUCGGACUCCUUACACUCACUGCACUUUAAAAACCCUCACCAAGACUACACAGAAUCCUCGGCAUCACAGAACAGUCAGUUGAAAUCUCUUUCCCUACCCUCGCAACCAAGUCAAAAAGAAUCCCCAUUGCAAUCAACUUCGGAGAACAACAGCCAUUGGGAUUCUCCCUUGCCCCUGACAUCUAAUGGUGGUCUGUUGGAAACCCCAUUGCCCUUGCCGUCUGAAAAUAGUGUGGAGAGCAAAGAAUCGGGGACUGGAGGAAAAGGAAAACUAGCUACUCCACUGCCACUCAUCAGAUGUGCAUCCUUGACAGACAGCGUUGUCGAGAAUGAGCCGCCCAGACCCAAACCCAGGCAGAGGACCGUGAGGGUGAGCAGUCAAACCGAGGCGGAGCCUGUCGCCGUGGACAAGGAAACUCCUAGCAGACCCCCCACCUCCUCUGUGUCUAUCUCCCUUUCCUCUAUUGACCAGGGUGAAAUGGCAAGCACCCCCACUACUUCAUCCUCUAGCAAAACAUCUGCCAGGAGUCAUAGUCGACAAGGCCCCGUAGGAGACCACAACAUCUCAUCUAAACUCCGCAAAUCGUCCUCUUCAACUGUAGGUCGGCAGUCAAACUCGCUGUACAAAUCUACUGACGGCACCUGGAGUAGAGAUGGACAUACUUCAGAAGACAGCAAGGCAAAGGAUGGAAAAUACUCCACAUCAUUUGAAGAAUAUCAAGACGAUUCAGAGGAUCACCCAGAUCAUAUAAGCAGACUCAGCCAUGUGACUGAGAACUCUAUCGACACCAGGCCCUCAAGUUCUCUGACAAAAAGCUCCCGAAAGUCGCAGAGUGUGUGUUCGUACACAGCAGAGUCCAAAUACUUGGGGUCGCUGAAAGUUCUGGAUCGUAAAGUGCAGCUAAAGGAAGCAGAGCCCGGAUCUGCAGAUUCUCUCAGAGCGGCCAUAUACCAGGAAUGGCUGAAAAAAAAAAGGAAGAAGUUGCAAGAGACAACGCAAACAAAGAAAGAGGAACAAACAUUAAAGGAAGAGAAGAGGAGAAAGGAUGAGCAAGCUAAGAUAGACGACGCCAAGGCCUCUUAUGAGGCUUGGAAAGAAAAGAAAACCGAAGUCAUCAAAGCAAAAGUCAAAGAAAAGCAAGAUGUGAUCAAAAAGAAGCAAAGAGAAAUUUAUGAACAAGAAGAGAAAAAGGAAUCUGCUAAAAAGGUUUUUGAAAAGUGGAAGCAGGGUCAUGAUGAACUUCUCAAAGAGAAAUACAGGAAACAGAAGGAGGUUGAAAAUAAACAAAAACAGAAGAAAGAAGAGACGGAAGAGGAGAGAAAGAGAGAUUCCUUAUCUGCCAUUUCUAAUUGGAAUGAAAGGAAGAAGGAUGUUGUCCAUGAAAAAGUGAAAAUGGAGCGUCGGAAAGAGAAGAUCAAAGAGGAGGAGGAGAGAUAUGAAAAAGAAGAGAAGGAUAGGAUGGCCUUGGAGAUGUAUGAAAAAUGGCUGAGAAGGAAAGAACGCCAACAGACAAGACAGAGGAAGGAGAGACGGAUACAAGCUAUUCUACAAGACGAUCCACCUCCCCCUUGGAGUCCACCUAGUAAAACUGUGCCUUUUGGAAAAUAAUCCCUACACAGCCUAUGGAUUUAUGUUGCUAAAUAUGGAGUUUGCAUAUUUAGAUUGUUUUUAUCAUGACUGAAAUUGUGUUAUUUAUGAAAUUGUAUAAAAUUCAAUAGAAUGAUUUUUGGAA
Messenger RNA from Salmo salar (Atlantic salmon), 2578 nucleotides. It is a transcript of the gene map9, whose product is annotated as microtubule-associated protein 9. Gene Ontology annotation, cellular component: astral microtubule. NCBI's taxonomy places the organism in Eukaryota, Metazoa, Chordata, Actinopteri, Salmoniformes, Salmonidae. Gene Ontology annotation, molecular function: microtubule binding. Gene Ontology annotation, biological process: mitotic spindle assembly; mitotic cytokinesis; regulation of mitotic cytokinesis. The record is from RefSeq and is a predicted model, not a curated record.